This is a messenger RNA of Labeo rohita (rohu), 1469 nucleotides long. It is a transcript of the gene lbx1b, whose product is annotated as ladybird homeobox 1b. The transcript is spliced from 2 exons. The record is from RefSeq and is a predicted model, not a curated record. Gene Ontology annotation, molecular function: DNA binding. Bases 239 to 1033 code for a protein of 264 amino acids. NCBI's taxonomy places the organism in Eukaryota, Metazoa, Chordata, Actinopteri, Cypriniformes, Cyprinidae.
UCAACGCACAAGGCUAACUACUCAUUUGCUGUUGGAUAGUGAUGGUGCUGAGAGACUAACUCGUUGGACGUUGCCAUUGUUGUUGGGCAGCAGGCUACCCACUUAUGUGCCAAAAGACUUUUUGGGACAAGUGAAUAGAAAGUGUUAGAUUUUUAAUCCACCAUUAUAUACUUUAAUCAAAAGUUUCGCCAAAUUUGUACACAAAUUUUAUAACCAAAGCUGCUUUGCGACUGCUUGGAUGACGACCACCAAAGGUGUCAAAGUCUGUGAGGCUAUGGAGAGCCGUGGGCUGAACCCCCUGGACCACCUUCCACCACCCGCGAGUUCCAACAAGCCCUUAACCCCUUUCAGCAUCGCAGACAUCCUCAGCAAACCGACUGUCAAAAGAACUCAGAGGAUUCACCGGCUUCCAGCAUCCGAGAGACCCCGGCAGAGCAUCACAAUAUCACGGCAGACUCUCAUCACUCAAACAUCGCCUUUGUGUGCUCUUCAGGAACUGGCCAGCAAAACGUUCAAAGGUCUCGAAUUAGGUGUACUCCAAGCAGCAGAAGGAAGGGAUGGGUUGACUCUGUUUGGUCAAAGGGACAGUCCCAAAAAGCGCCGAAAAUCUAGAACGGCCUUUACUAACCACCAGUUAUAUGAACUAGAGAAAAGGUUUCUCCAUCAGAAAUACUUGUCACCCGCCGACAGAGACCAAACUGCCCAUCAGCUGGGGCUGACAAAUGCGCAGGUUAUCACCUGGUUCCAAAACCGACGGGCAAAACUAAAGCGAGACCUGGAGGAGAUGAAAGCGGACGUGGAGUCGGUCAGAUCCACAGGUAUCGUGCCUCUGGAUAAACUCGCUAAACUCGCCGAUCUGGAGAGGUGUGCAGUUGGAGUCACGGGACAUCCGGGGCCCGAGUGCUCGCCACGGCUGGGUCACGAGUACAAGAGUGCGCACAAAUUAUGUCUGUCCCCCAUGUCGUCUCUCUCAGACCACACAAGUCAAGACUACUCCGAGGACGAGGAUGUGGAAAUAGACGUCGAUGUGUGAUGAAAACCACUGCAUAUUGAUUUGUAAAUUUAUAUUUUAAGACACGCAUGCACAUAACCGCCUACAUGAUUGUAGUGUUUUCUGAAGCUGAGUUAGUUUAAUUUAUAGCCAGACUAUGCAAGUCUAACUCCUAUUUGUUCAAUACAGCGAGUGAGCAGCUGAAGUUUUUAUAUAUAAUAUAUUGUAUUGUAUGUAAUAAUGGCUUUAAUGAGUGUAAUAAAAGAAUAUUUCACGAAUCAGGGCAACAAACAGCAAUACAACCUCUUGAUAAGAAAAACUAUUUUUGCAUUUGUAUUUAUUGCGUAUAUGCUUCAUUUGUACACAAUCGACAGUGACUGCUCUUUGUAAAGUUUUUGUACAUUUUACUUAGUGCCUUUUAAAAUUAGGCCAUUGUACGAAUACCCAAUGUGUCGUUUAAUGUAUUGAGUUUGAAAAU